This is a messenger RNA of Acaulospora morrowiae, 1021 nucleotides long. NCBI's taxonomy places the organism in Eukaryota, Fungi, Glomeromycota, Glomeromycetes, Diversisporales, Acaulosporaceae. The record is from the annotation of a GenBank genome assembly.
AUGGACAUAUCUAUUGUAGCUAACGAUCUUGGAAAUACCCUGAAAAUACAUGAUGAGCAUUCUUCGCCUGAUGUGUCGCAUGAUGAAACCGAUCGUCUGGAUAGUUUGAAUCUUUUUGCUGGCGGUGAAACAAUCAACAACUCUAACGACGCUCAUUCGACGAUAAGCUCUGCUACAUCGAAUGAUGUAACUGAUUUUGUGAUGCAAUUUAAAAACGGAAUUUUUUAUUCCAACGAUAGAACACAGAAAAUACCUCUCCAAAUGGGUACAAAAACUAGUACUUGGUUGCGGAUUACUGUUAACCGCUGUGAAGAUAAUUUUAGUAUAUCAAACGUUCGCAUGAAUAACCGAGUAUUGGAAUUCAGCAUGAAUUGUUUUAUUACCUGUCAGGGGUUAAAGUUCCGAGUUAUACCCAGAGGAUUGCAAAAUGUCAUACUUGAGGUAUCCAGGUUUAUUGGAUCAGAUAGAGGAACAAAUUUUUCUAUAUUGAGUUUUGACCCAAUAGAUAAUGUAAAGCUUAUAAUUUUAAAUGAAGAGGAUUGGCAUUUUAAAUUUGAUAUUCCCGAAGGCUUGGCUUUUAAAUUUAAAGAGUUACAAGAAAAUAGAAUCUUAUUUAAAUUAUUUCGUAAUGAGGUUGGCGAUCAAUUUCUCAAACAAUUACUAGAUGAUGUAGUGUCUAGAAUUAUAGUUAAAGUUUUAGAAGCUUAUUUCGAAGAAGAAUCCUUUCUUUCUACUCAAUUUACCAAAUUUGCGGAUAAUCUUGUUCCUAACAGUACAGAUGAAGCCAGGGAAACAAUUAUAGAGAUGCUUGUUAAGGACCGUAUUCCUGAUUUUAAAAAGAAUAUUCGAAAUUUCUUGGUUUCCUUUUUCGAGGAAUGUUGCAUUUAUUUGCUAAAGGAAGAAAAUCCAACCGAAAUUUCUGCAUAUGAUACUUUCUUGCAACAUCUUGAAAUGGGAAAUAAUUUAAUAAUUAAGUCUACCCUCAAUAACAAACGAGAUCGAGUUUGGACUUUAGAUAUAG